Messenger RNA from Mytilus californianus (California mussel), 838 nucleotides. RefSeq lists its product as uncharacterized. Gene Ontology annotation, cellular component: extracellular region; lysosome. Gene Ontology annotation, biological process: cell-matrix adhesion. The record is from RefSeq and is a predicted model, not a curated record. The transcript has 5 exons. Gene Ontology annotation, molecular function: calcium ion binding. NCBI's taxonomy places the organism in Eukaryota, Metazoa, Mollusca, Bivalvia, Mytilida, Mytilidae. Bases 1 to 663 code for a protein of 220 amino acids.
AUGACCACUGUUUUCUCCGCCCUUUUGUUUACGGGCCUUUUUGUUUUUUCGGCAGAUGCCUAUACCCGAUGCUGCGGACCUAAACAAUGGACAUCUGCAGUGGCCCAAGUAGUUGGUGAAUACAAUAUAGGUGCCGACUAUUACGGAUUAAGUGAAGUUGACAACAGAGUUUAUUAUGACUUUCAAAACAAGAAGAUUGCUUCUGUACAAACAGUGACAAACGAAACUGGUGACCAGCCUGUUAUAACAUACAUCAAACAGAUAUUGGAUUACAAUUUAAAGAAGACAUGGACUAUUGAAGGAAAGAACUGUACUACCACAGACUUAACUGAAGAAAUACCAUCGCCUUGUGUACCAGAGUUUGCCUCACACAUCGGUUCUGAAAUGCUAAUCAACGAACCUGUGGAUGUUUGGUUUAUGAAGGUUGGGAAGACAAGCACACAUCGAGUCACACUAACGCAAAAAAACUGUAUCCCUGUUUCAUCGUCUGCACUAACAGAUAAACCUAAAUAUGAUUUUGUUACGACCGUUAAUUUGUACCAGAACAUUACAGUAGGGCCUAUAGAUCCACAGAUUUUUCAGAUUCCAGCAUUUUGCAAGAAGAACUCUAUACACAUACAAAAGAAACCAUUGCGUGUUCCCACUGUUCCAUGGUUGUACUAGUAGAUGAUAUCAACAUGUAAAUGACAGACACCAUGGAUUUGACCGGAAAUUUAAUCUAUUAGCUUUUUGUAUUUUUUAUUUAAUCAAAAUUUAAUGUAUUUUCAACUUACAAAUUUUUUAUACAGCAAACAUAUUAAGAUUUUAUGGAGAAAAUAAAUAAAUAUCUAUACAAUUA